CUGCAUCCCCUACUUCACCGGCGGCGGCUGCUCUCGUAGCUGCUGUGUUCCCUCCGCCGCGGCCGCCCAAAGGCCCAACGCGGUUCCCCUACGCUCGCGGGGUACGAGCGAGGAGAGGUGUCCCGUGUCCGCUGUCCCGGCCGAACGUGGGUAGGUGGGGCUAAAAGCGUAAUUUCGCCCGCCUUUUCGCGCGGGAAACCCGGAAGGGAGCGCCGCGCCGCACUGCUCCGCCCCGCCCCAGCCCUGCUUUCUCCCCCGCAGUGCUGCGACUGCGCAUGGCUGGGUUCCCGGCGGAGCGGAGCUGGGGGUUAGGGUUUCGCCGCUCCGUGUCCGACUCCCAUUUUCCUCCUCCCCGCCGUCGCCGUGCGGCGUCCGGCCCGGCGCUUUGAGGCCCCACCGGUCGGUCGAUCCGGGCCUGGGGCUCUCCGCCCGCGGUCGGGGCCGGUGCGGAGGUUCCGUUCUGGCACUCGUUUUUUUCUAAUGCGGUUGUUUGGCGCGUCCGCGCAGCUAGGCGGUAGGCUGUGGUGCUGUUGGGGCGGCGAUGUCAUCAGAUCGCAGAUUUGGUGAGUGAGAUCCUGCUGGGCAGCGCUUGCAUGUGCUGUGAUACCGGGGGUAAUGCUGCAGCACUUGCUUCGGGAAUCCAGAGCUCUGGCGCGUGUCCAAGUUUGGUUUGUUCAGGCAUUUUGUUUAUGUUGGGUGGGAGGGGGAAGCCAUUUGGUUAUGGGCAGAGUCGAGCUGUAAAUCAUGCUCAUUGCUUACUGCAAGAAAUGGCAUAAAGCCUCUGGUAUCACACAUUUGAUACGUUCGUCGAAAGUGAUUUGAAUCUGAGCUAUGGUCAGCUAAUUUACUGAUCAGGCAUCUCUGUGGGUUUCUAGUGGUAGGGAUGUUGUUCUUGGUUGAGUACAGUGUUGUGGGGAAUUUUGUCUGUGUUCGAGUUUGUACUAGUCUGGAAUGGCAAAAAUGGGAAUUGUGAUGGUGAGUUGGUGACAACUUAAUUACUGAAGCAUAGUUUUAGGGAGUACCUCGGACACUAUUGAGUGUAACUGUGGGAGUAUUCCUUAGGUUAGGGCGUUAGGCUUUGGUCCAAUGUAUUUGUAUUUCGUGGAUAUUGCACUGAUGGAAUGUUGAUCGAAAUUCUUGAAUGCCUGUGAAUGAUCCUCAAAUUUGUUUAUAGAAGUGUUGCUUUGUCAAAAGCACAUAAAAAUUGUAGGCCAUUUGUCACUUGGCUUUGGGAUUAGGUAAAGGAAUCACAGAAUCAUUGUUAGUUGUUAUGUUGUGGUCCAUGAAAGGUUGGGAAAAUUUAAAUAGACCAGACAUAAGUUCAGCAAGUCCAUGUCCUCCGGUAAUGGUCUUAGUCAUCUUAGGGGUGCCACUCUGUUGCGGCUUAGCAGAGCCAAGCUGUAAAUAAUGCCAAUUGUUAUUACGCUUCAAAGAAAUGGCUAGGCAGCCAUUGUUAUCAAGCUUUUGAUAUGUUUGUCAGCAGUGAACGGAUUUUCAGUGAUGGCCCCAAUGUUUCUAUUGAUUAACAGCUCCAAGGCCUGCUCAUGCUGAGCAGGUCAUUCUCGGUUUAGCACUUUGGUGCAGGGAAUGUUGUCUCUGAAUUCAGAUUUGAGCUAGAUCAGAAUGGGAAAAAAUACGUAAAUGUGGCAGACUGGAAUUACCAGACUACUUUGGGAUCAAAGCCGGACAAAUAGUAAAUGGUGAAAACUUAUUCACUUAAGAUAUUGAUUGUAUCAUUUUAACUGUUGGAAGCACUAGGACACUAUUGAGCAUAACUGUGGAAAGGACACCAUCCAGCGUAACUGUGGGGAAUAUUCCUUGUAUGUGUACAAUGUGUUUGUGGGAUAUUGCACUACCUGUACUUGUGGAUAUUGCACCACUCAACUACUCAAGUUAUAAAUGAAGUACUGAAUUUUGCAUUGUACAAGCAUGCCAUUAGGAAUAAAUUGAUCAGAAUUCUAGAUUGUGUGUUGAUCCUCAAAUUGUUUAUACGUUGCUCUGUCCAAAUGCACAUUAAAAUUGUUGUUCAUUUGCCAUCCAUCUUUGGGGAUUAGGUAAAUGAAUCAGUAUUAGUUGUCAUGUUGGGGUCCAUGAAAGAUUGGACAAAAUUAAAUAGAUUGGAGCUAUGCAUAUUCUCCUAUGGUGGUCAUAGUCAUCUUAGUUAGAGACUUGAAUUGUGCAGCACGUGGAUGGGACACUUAUGCAGUAUUGUUUUUUUCCUGGGGGAAGGGAAGGCUUAUGCUUUAUCGGCAUGUCAGCAUUGCAUUGGUUUCAAUUCAUUUCAUUUUUUGCUAACUAAAUUGAGUUAUUGUGUACAUUAUGGUGUCCAAGCAGCAUAAGUAAAAGAAAUUCCUUAGUUUGAUCACAGCACGCCUAUGCAAUCAGUGCAUUUAUGGUCCACACAAGUGUUUCCUUGAGCCAAUUAUUCUCUGGCCUGCUCAGCAUAAGUUUGUGCACUCUUUGCGGACCAUUUCAUUUAUCUGUGUUCAAAUGCAUAUCUAUACCUGGUGUUAUUUUUAUUGUUUUAGAAUAUUAGUGUAUGAUAGCAUGGUCAGUGAACCUUGUAAUACCAUACAGAUAUCCGGAAGUUUCCAGCAAUUCAUAACCAUUGGUGUUAGCACAGUGUAUUUUCAAAGAAUAUGAGCAAGACAGCUGUGAGCCUGUGAUAUGUUGUGGCUUAUGUCAUGGUAUCAACUCAUUACUCUUUUUAUUUAUUUCAGCUAUUUUGCUUGAGUUGCUAUAGUCCUUUAUGCUAACAGCUAAAAAUAUCCUCCAAAUUUCAAAUUAUUUCAGUCCCAGUUACCUAUGAUAUGAUAUAAUCAACUCACACAUACCAGCUCAACAACUUUCACCUGCUUUGCACUGACUUAUGCGUGUCCUUACUGGAGUUUUUCCAUCAUCAUAUUUCUUGCUGGUAUCUUUAUGAAUGAUGGAUUGCAUCAAUCUCCAUCUAUUUGUAUGUUUUCUUAAACAAUUGGAUUUGACUGUUAAUCUCUGUGAUGUCCAUUUCUUUGCAUAGGUCCACAUUAAAUGCAGACGUGUAAACCAACUCCACUAAUAAUGUCGGUGUCAUCAUCGUUGUUUCAUAUCAGUGGGACUCUAUAAGCUACUACUGGAUCCUGAACCCUGCUUGUUUCCUAUAUAAGAGUUGGUUGCAGAUCCUUGAGAUGGAGAGACUUGACCUCCCUCUGGGACUGGGAGGUCAUGAUACCUAUGCAAUUAUGGUUGUAUGGUUGAUUGCAUUUAGCUAUCCUGACUAUUUUUGUCCUGAAUAUCUUCAUUGGUCACUAGGCCUAAUUAUGGCUGCAAUGUAUAUAGCAAAUAUGUCACAGUGCAAAGAUUUCACUACUUCUCUUGGAACAGUCAAGGAGGAAAGGUCUGCAGAUCUCUGCACUAGUUUGUUUAUCCUUGCAUCUGAAUCAAUGGGGACGACAUUGCCAUCGGUGGAUGGAAUCAGGUUUGCUGAUGACAGGAAAAGGCAAAGCGGGCAGCAGACUGUAGGAGACCUUGCAGCAAAUAUGUGGAUCUUCCUCUACGACGCCACUGCCGCUAGCCUCCCAAACCUAGGCAUUACUAGGACCCAUCCCUUUCCGGUAUACUCCCCAACCCAUCCCCACCGCGACGACCCCUCCAAGUAAGCUCCGGGGUUGUAACCUGCACGUGCCCAUCGACUGCUCCUGCAAAUCGUUCACCUGCUAAUUGCGGAUGGACUCAUCGGUUCCUCUUCUUGGAAGAGCACUGGUGAUACCUAGCUAAGUAGCUAUUCUCUGCCCUUCUUUUUACUUGGUGCUUUCUCCUUUGUUAUUGAGAUGAUUGUGUAAUGGUCUGGUUGCAAGGUUGUGCUAUGGAAAAAGUGAACUGUACCCAAAUUGCCAACUGCUGUUCCUGAUCUGA
Messenger RNA from Panicum hallii, 3894 nucleotides. RefSeq lists its product as uncharacterized. The transcript is spliced from 4 exons. The coding region runs from base 3168 to 3638 and encodes 156 amino acids. The record is from RefSeq and is a predicted model, not a curated record. Lineage: Eukaryota; Viridiplantae; Streptophyta; Magnoliopsida; Poales; Poaceae.